Molecule: messenger RNA, 1254 nt
Organism: Striga hermonthica
Lineage: Eukaryota; Viridiplantae; Streptophyta; Magnoliopsida; Lamiales; Orobanchaceae
Source: the annotation of a GenBank genome assembly
AUGACAAAUUCACGAGGCGGCCGCCACGCAACUACUAAUGCCCGGGAAUCGUCAUCAUGUCUAAUUACAGUUUUGUGCGCGUCAUUUUUGUUCACGAUUAACGGCGUCCGAUGCGACCCUGUCCACACGCACCGUGCCCUGAUCGGCGAGGCAGUUUUUGACGUCAACAGGUUCGGAGCCAAAGCCGAUGGCAGAACAGACAAUGCAAUGUCGAUUAUAAGAGCCUGGCAAGCCGCGUGCCGCAGUGUGGGACCCGCGAAGGUCCUGAUACCUCGAGGCCAAUUUGUGGCCUCGGAGAUUGUUUUCGCGGGACCGUGUGUGGCUAGAAAGCCGAUAGUCAUCGAGAUCCAAGGCAACGUGCUUGCGUACGACGACCUGAGUAGCUACUCGAGUGGCGCUUGGAUAAUGGUGCAGAAAGUCGACGGUAUCCUCAUCACUGGCGGAGGAACCAUCAACGGUCGCGGCAAGGAAGCUUGGCAAUACAACAGUCAAGGUGGCCCUCUUCUUCCAGUGUCGAUGGUGUUCCAGACGGUGCAAAACGGGCAGAUAAACUUCCUAAACUUUGUGGACAGCAUGGGUUUCCACUUGAAGGUGACCGACAGCACCAAUAUCAACGUAUCGAACCUAAAAAUACAAGCGCCUGCAGCGAGCCCCAACACAGACGGGAUCCACCUCAGCAGCAACAUUAACGUCAAAAUCACAGACAUCUAUAUUGGCACAGGCGAUGACUGUGUCUCGGUCGGCCAUGGCAACCAAAACAUCCUCGUAGCCAGGGUCACUUGCGGCCCUGGCCACGGCCUCAGUGUCGGGAGCUUGGGUAAACGACCCGACGAGACAAACCUGAAAGGAGUGACCAUAAUCAACUGCACGGUCAACGGGGCAACAAACGGUGCACGAAUCAAAACCUAUCGGGCAUCUCCCCAGUUAUCUGCUUCCACCAUUUAUUUCGAUAACAUUAUUAUGAAUGGAGUCGCGAACCCGAUCAUCAUUGAUCAGAAUUAUGCUUCCAAGAAAAAACGCCAGGCAUCUAAUGUGAGGCUAAGUGAUAUCCACUUUAGAAACAUAAGGGGCACGACCACUUCACCAGUUGCGGUCUCUCUCAACUGCAGCUCGACGUACCCUUGCACGGGGGUCGAGCUAUCCAACAUUGAUCUAAGGCCCGCCGGCCGCAUGGGCCCGGUCAGGACCGCUUGCUCCAAUGCUAAGUUCUUUGUGAAGGGGAGGAUUAACCCAGGCCCUGCUAUGUGUACAUAG